AAAAAAUACGGUGUUAAUCGGACGACGCUGUCGCUGAGGCACCAAGGCAAAAGAAGGUCUAAUGAAGCCCAGGCAGAACGCCAGCUAUUACUCAACCCACAACAGAAGUUAGAACUUGUCCAAUACAUAGAAAAAUGCACAAGGCGAGGUUUGCCACCAACGCGAGAGAUGGUAGCAAAUUUCGCCAGCGCGAUUGCGAAGUGGGAGGUUUCUGAAAGCUGGGUUACUCGGUUUCUGCGCCGCCACGCUGACCAUCUUACCACCAAAUGGAGUGCCGAGAUCGAUCGCGAGCGCCACGAGGCUGACAGUAGAGAAAGCCAUGAGUCGUACUUUGAUCUACUUCACUCCAAG
Molecule: messenger RNA, 351 nt
Organism: Bipolaris victoriae FI3
Lineage: Eukaryota; Fungi; Ascomycota; Dothideomycetes; Pleosporales; Pleosporaceae
Exons: 1
Source: RefSeq, a predicted model, not a curated record